UUUUUUUUUUUUUUUUUUUAUAUACCCCCUCCCGGAGCCAUGUUGUGGACACGGUGGCUCGUGUUGCUGCUGUGCCGGUGGGGUUCCGCGAGCGGCCAUUAUCAGCAGCCGAAGCAGGGUGACUCGAGUGCGGACCCCCACCGGCAGCGCUCGGCACCGCCGGUGGAGCCGCUGGAUUUUGGCUUCGUCCCGGCGGCGGUGUACGACACGCACGCCUACUACGAGCCCGGGGCGAUGGGGAUACUCUUCCACAUGGUCCACGCUUUUCUCUUCGUGGUCCAGCCAAACUCCUUCCCCAAAGAUCUGCUUGUUAAAGUCAUUCAGCAAAAUAUGGGAGGAAUCAAACUUGAAGAAUGGAGAAAGCCAGACAACGUUGUCCUCCUGCUCGAGGGAUUCUACUACGAGCUGGGCUUCCUGGUCUGCGCGACCGUCGGCCUCUUGUUCGUGGUCCUGGUCCCCGUGUUGGGCAUGUGCUUCUGCGUUUGUCGUUGCUGCGAGAAUUGCGGAGGAGAGAUGCACCAGAGACAGAGGAAGAACACCGACUGCCGACGAGGCUUCUUCACAGCCACGCUCGUCGUCACCACCGUUUUCAUUAUUGCGGGGGUGGUCGCGGCCUACGCGGCAAACCACAACAUGAGCUCCCACAUCAAGAGCACUCGGCGGUUCAUUAACACCAACAUCAGAGACUUGAAGACGUUCGCCAAUAACACGCCUGCGCAAAUCGACUACAUGACAGCACAAUACACAACAGCCAAGAAUCAAGUCCUGUCCGAACUUGACAACAUCGGCCCUUUGCUGGGUGGGAGGAUUCACGGUCAGCUGGAGAAGGAGGUCGUUCCCUCCCUGGACACGGCCCUGCGUAUGGCGGGAGUUAAAGUAGAGAAUGCAAUCAAAGCCAUGCGUGAGACCAAGGAGGCCCUGGAGAACGUCAGCUCUUCACUGCAGGUUCUCCAAGAAGGCACAAAUAGGCUGAAGGACAGCCUGUCCACAGAGCGAGCGUCGCUGUCCAACACGUUGUCGGACCCGGCCUGCACCAACGGUGCCGUGUCGCCAAGCUGCAACGCCGUUCGGUCCGCCCUCUUCCAGCUGGGUAUCGAUGCUGACUUCUCAAAGCUCCCAGAUGUGGACUACGCCUUGGAGAAUGUCCACACGGUCCUGAAGACAGACCUCAGCGACAUUAUACAGAGGGGCUACUCGUCCUUCAACGACACGCCGAGGCUGGUCAAAGAACAAACCAAAAACAUUGUAGCAGCGUUACCUCGGGUGAAAGGAAUGCUGGAUAAAAUCGGCUCCGAGAUCAACACCUUUGCCAAGAUGUUUCCGGUGGAGGCGUCGCUCGCCAACUUCACCCUAUUCCUCAGCCAGGGGCAGAAAAACAUCGAGUCCUACUAUGCCCAGAUCGACCAGAUGGACUUCUACAGGUGGAUCGGCUGCGUGGCGGUACUGUGCACGGUGGUCCUCAUCCUGUCCUUCAACCUCCUGGGGCUGCUGUGCGGUACGUGCGGCUACGACAAGCAGGCCACGCCGACCGCCCGCGGCUGCCUGUCCAACACUGGCGGGAACCUGCUGAUGGCCGGGGUGGGCUUCUCCUUCGUCUUCGCCUGGGCGCUGAUGGCCAUCGUCACCGCGCUGUUCGUGGUCGGCGGCAAUGUGGAGAAGAUGCUGUGUGAGCCGCUGGCCAACCGCCAGCUGUUCCAGAUCAUAGACACGCCUUUCCUCGUCCAUCCGGCCAAGAAGAACUUCCUUCCUGGGAUGCUGUUUCAGAACCCCAACAUCGACUUAACGCUGGGAAGCAUGUACAGGGAGUGCUACGAUAACAGCGGCCUGUAUCAUGCCCUGCAGCUCGAGACCAUGUUCAACAUCAACUCCUUCCUCAACAGGACGCUGUACAACAAGGACCUGGCCAAAGUAUUUGAGAGUGUGCAGGUGGACCUGCAGGACAUCACGCUGCUGGAGCACACGGGCAGAGACAACCUCAUCGACUUUGCCAACGCGGGCAUCGGGAUCAUCGACUACGAAGCGUACCUGGCUGAGGUGAAUAAGGGAGUCACACUUGUGGACCUCCUGACCUUCUCUACUGACCUGGAGGGCCAGGCUGACCGACUUCCACGCGGCGCCCUGGAGAAUGCGCUGAAAGGUCACGCCAGCAGCAUCCGACAGAUUCACAGAGAACUGGUGGUCCCCAUGGAGCAAGCCAUGAAAUAUGUCCGUGCCAGGAGCACCAUGAGUCAAAGUAUAAAGCAGCUGCAGAAAACCUCCAGCGACCUGCCGGUGAAGGUGACCAACAUCCUGAGCGCCAUUGACGCAGCGGAGUACCUCAUCAGUAACAACGCCUCACACGUGGUGAACCAGGAGACCAAAAUCUAUGCCCAAAGCUUGGUGGGCUACUUCAAACAGUACACAGACUGGGUUCACAACUCUCUGACUGCAGAAGUGGCUCAGUGUAAACCCAUCAGCAACAUUGUGGACAGCAUGGAGAUUGUAGCAUGCAGCUUCAUUGCAGACUCAGUGAAUACGUUCUGGUUCGGACUGGGACUCUGCAGCAUCCUCCUGCUCCCCAGUAUCAUCACCUCCAUCAAACUGGCCAAAUACUACCGAAGGAUGGACACUGAAGACGUCUUUGAAGAUAGCUCGCCCUAUAGUGACACCCUGAUCCAAUUCCCUCGAGCCUCGGCUCCCCCGAUCCGCUCCGACUGCUGAUCCAACAAUGGAGGUCUCCCAUGUUGCGAGGUCCGAGCGGACAAGAAAACUGGAACUGAAGCGUCCGUCAUCGUAAGUGCUCGUUUCAUCCCCAAGACACACGGGAGAAAAGCCAUUCGUUAACUGUUGGUUGAUUCCCGACGUCGCCACCGGAUUUGCCGUUCACGUCUUCGGAUGAUACCAAAACCAAAAGGGAAAAAUGUCACCAAACUCUGAAAUUGCCGGCCAACUGUCAUGUAUUUAUUCAAAGCUAGCUUAGAGUAUUUUUGUUUCCGCAUUCCCGCAUAGCGACUUCCAUCUGUAGGCUGUCGGUCGCAGGGAGACGACGUGCAAAUCUUUUCAUAUAUAUUUCUUCAUGUUUGUUUUUCUAACAUGCGUUUAGAAUGAAUUUUGGGGAAAUAGCCUUGUCAAUCAUGCUAGUAUGGUUUGUGCUCGGUAGGUGAUGUCAUGUUUUAUAAAAAACAAGAGAGUUUGACAAGUUGGGGAAUAUUAAAUUGUUGGUCUACGACGGCAAUCAUCCGGCUUUAGCGUAGCGUAGCAUAGCUUAUGGUCACGGAUCUCAGCAAUGGACGAUGAGAAAAGCGCUUAAAAAGCAAACGAAUAUAUAAAUAUAAAUAUUAUAUGGAUGUCAAAAGAAUGUCGUCUUUUUUGACAAUCAAAACAAAAUACUCGACCUUCGGAAUUGAUCACAAGCAAAGUCGUAAUAUUACAAGAAUAAAUUCAUCGCAAGAAAGAAAUGUUAGUUUACGAGAAAAAGCAUCAUUUUACAAAUAGAAUGCCAUCAUAUUACGAGGGGGAAAAGUGUAAUAAAGGCAUGUAUAAAUAUAACUGGGAUAAAGUUCAAAUGUUAUAUCAUCAAGGUUGGGAUUUCUACCGGGAUUAAUUCAUAAAAGACAAAUGUGUCGUAAUUUACCAGAGAAGGCAUCAUUUGAUGAGACUAAAACUGUUAUAUCAUGAUGAAGUAAACGUCCUUUUAGGAAAAUAAAUGUGUACUUUAACGAGAAGAAUGUCGGAAUGUGAGAAUGAAGUCAAACAAAAACAAGACAAAAGUAAUAGUACAGUGUGUAAAUUUGUAAUAUUAUGAGGAUAAAACCAUUUUACGUAGCGUAAUUUUACGCCAAUAAAGUUAUAAUAACAUGCUAAUAGUCGUAAUAUGAGCAUAAAGUCGCAAUGUUAUGAAUUGCUUAUCCCACAAAAAGGUGUCAUUUUCCAAAAAUAAAGCCGGAAUAUUAUACCAAUUGUUCUUUUAAUUUUACAAUGACAAAGUUGUACUUUUCCACAAAACAAAGCAUUAACGUCACAAGAAUCAAUAUUAUGUAAUAUGUAAUAUGAUGUGAAAAAUUCCGUUUGAAUUUUACAUCGAGGCUUACUCUGGGCGAGAGGCAGGGGGCACCCGGAACUGGUCGCAAGGCAAACGCAGCCAUGAGGAAAUCAAAUACAAAUUGGAAAGAUUUCAAGAGCGAAGUGGAACUUUUGUCAUCGUACUAUCAAGUCAUUUUAUAUGCCGAGUCGGGUUCGCUUUAACACACAUUAUCUUUUAGAGCUAUUUUUUUUCCUGAUGUUUCCAAAGUAAUGCUAAGGUAAGAUGAAAUGGUAAAAAAAAAAAAAUUGGAUGAAGUCAGCUUGGGAGCUGCUUUUCCCCAGAUGUUCCCAAGGUCAUGCGAAGGUAUCACCAAGUGUAAAAAAAAAAUGUAUUACAUUAGCUUGUGAACUGCUUUUUCCCGAUGUUUCCAAACUAAGAAAGCCAAAAGUGUAGAAAAACGGUAUUAGCUUGUGAACAGCUUUUUCCCGAUGUUUCCAAGCUCAUGCUAAGCUAACAGGGUGUGAGUGUAAAAAAAAGUGUUAAGUUAGCUUUUGAACAGCUUUUUCCCGAUGUUUCCAAGCUCAUGCUAAGCUAACAGGAAGUGAGUGUAAAAAAAAAGGUGUUACAUUAGCUUGUGAACUGCUUUUUCCCAAUGUUUCCAAGCUCAUGCUAAGCUAACAGAAAGUGAGUGUAAAAAAAAGUGUUAAGUUAGCUUUUGAACAGCUUUUUCCCGAUGUUUCCAAGCUCAUGCUAAGCUAACAGAAAGUGAGUGUAAAAAAAAGUGUUAAGUUAGCUUUUGAACAGCUUUUUCCCGAUGUUUCCAAGCUCAUGCUAAGCUAACAGGAAGUGAGUGUAAAAAAAAAAGGUGUUACAUUAGCUUGUGAACUACUUUUUCCUGAUGUUUCCAAGCUAAGAAAACCAAUGUUUCCAACCUCAUGCUAAGCUAACAGGAAAUUGUCAUCACUGAGCUCGUGUACUGCUUUUCACUAAGGACAUGCUAAGCUACGCAAACAGGAAUUGGAGGAAAAAAGUGACAUUAGCUUGUGAGCUGCUUUUUCCGAUCUCUCCAUGGUCAAGCUAAGCUAAACUAACCAGAAGUAGAAAAUAUGGUAUUUCGCACAAUGUUGAAAAAGUUUGUUCUUCUCAUGAAUGUGAAGGAUUAGAUGAAGUUACCGGCCACACAACAAACCCACUCCCGCUUAAAACAGUGUACAAAGAGGGCUAACAAUGUGUUUGGUUUUAUUUGAGUUUAUUUUAUUUUAUUUUAUUUUAUUUUUGCAAUUGGUGGUGUGUCUAAGAGGCCAAACACAAGUCACUGAGUGUAUGUGAGUGUGUGUGUGUGUGUGUGUGUGUGUGUCAAGGGGGGCUCAAAUCUAUGAAUAAAAAAAGUCCAACAAGUG
This is a messenger RNA of Phyllopteryx taeniolatus (common seadragon), 5403 nucleotides long. RefSeq names its product prominin 1 b (gene prom1b). Gene Ontology annotation, cellular component: cilium; prominosome; microvillus. Gene Ontology annotation, molecular function: cholesterol binding. The transcript has 28 exons. Bases 40 to 2700 code for a protein of 886 amino acids. The record is from RefSeq and is a predicted model, not a curated record. NCBI's taxonomy places the organism in Eukaryota, Metazoa, Chordata, Actinopteri, Syngnathiformes, Syngnathidae.